GCGAGACAUCAUGGUGAAGUAAACAUGCUACACGUAAGUGAUGAAUUACACGACGAUAUUUAACAACACCCAGAAGCGAAGUAUUAUAAGUUAUUGGAUAUCGAGGAGCAUCUGAUUUCUUUCGAGUCUGCAUUUACAUUAGUGAAGCCUAUUGUCUGUAUUUCUCAUGUCGGUUUCCCAUCAGACAACAGUGGUCAGCUCUCCCAUUCCACAGCCUACUCAUUUCUCUCAUGCCCAGCAGUCUUUCUCCCUGAGGAAACGCAGACUUCCCUUAUCUUCAUCAACAUCAUCUUCCUCCCUGUCCCCCCGUCCGCUUUCUCAUUCUUUACCACCACGACCCCCGUCCAAAGGAUGCCCCCCACUCAGUCGAGUUUUCCCCCACCGGCCUGUCCCGUGGACGCCCUUGUCACGCUCCCUUAUAGAGUCACCUGCUCCUCGCUCAGUUUAUGAUCCGUCUCGACCGCAGUCGUUUUUCGACCAGUGCUUCGUCAAUCUGGGCUUGGUUGGACAAGGCUCUUUUGGUGAAGUGUUUAAGGUUGUGAGUCUUUUGGAUGGCUGUCAGUAUGCCGUCAAGCGCUCGGCACAGCGCUUCCGCAGUGAGGGGGAGCGAGCGAGGAGCAUAAAGGAGGCUCGUAGUCAUGAGGGACUGUAUCCACACCCUCAUGUGCUGGAAUUCAUCGCAGCCUGGGAGGAGGGUGGUCGUCUCUACAUACAGACUGAGCUCUGUUGCAACAAUCUGUUGGUUCAAACUGAAGAAAUGCCAUCCCAUACUGGUGAGGCAUGGGCCUGGACAUACCUGUGUGACAUUCUCUCAGCACUCGAGCAUCUUCAUGCUCGAGGGUUUGCCCACCUGGACAUCAAACCAGCAAAUGUUUUCAUUACAAAGUCUGGACGCCUCAAACUCGGAGACUUUGGCUUGUUGAUAAAGCUAUCGAGUGAUGCUCAAAAACAAGAGAGAGACCAGGAUGAUUUACAGGAAGGGGACCCCAGAUACAUGGCCCCUGAGCUGCUAAGAGGGAGGUAUGGGACUGCUGCAGACAUAUUUAGUUUAGGAGUGUCUAUUCUGGAAUUGGCCUGUAACAUUGAGGUUCCUAAAGGUGGAGAUGACUGGCAACAGCUCAGACAGGGUCACUUGCCCGCUGAAUUCACUAAUGCGCUGUCAGCAGAGCUGCAGUAUGUACUAUGCCUCAUGUUGACACCAGAGCCCUGUGACAGAGCUACAGCAUCGCAGCUGCUAUCUCUGCCCUCUGUGUGCAAAUACAAAUGGCGACGGCAGCUGUCCCUCUACAUCAUCGAAAGCUUCCUAUUCCUAUUCCAUAGCUGUCAAUCCCUUCUUACAGCUAGUUGGCGUUUUAUUUCAUCCCUCAGUCAUCCAUUUACCUUCAGUCUUCCAUUUGCAUCCUCACCACCCAGUACUCCUCCUAAAAACAGUUGGGAGAGAGAAACGGAUCUGAGCAACGUUAACUCGGAUUCAGACAGCCCUCUCAUUCAUGACUGUGUGUUUCCUCCAGAUGAACCCUUUCACUCUCCCAUCUUCUCACACAGAGUCGAGGCGAGGUUGUCCGCGGGCAGCACCUCUACACCACUGCCAAACACUGACACGAGCACUACACACACACCAACACACUGCCAGCAAACACACACUCCCUCCAGUGUCCACUCGAGGAGCAGUCUUAGCCCUAUUCAUCACAGCAUACAUCACCAUCUAUCAGACUCGCCACACAGCCGAAACACAAGCUGGAUCAACCCUGAACUGUCCAAUAAAAGCAACUUUGAGCCAAAAAACUUGCUCACUCUUUUUGAUGAGGUCGGCCUAGAUAGUGAGCCAUGACUUCUCAGAGUAUCUCUCUUAUGGACAGAUGGUGUCAUUUCAGAAGUAGCGGCCUGUUUUUGUGCGAUAAAUGUGCUUUUGCUUUAUUUUGGGAGUCAUUUAAAGGCAUGUAAGGUGCUUUAGACCAGUUUGAUGUUUCUUUUUGGGGGGUAUGGGGGAGGGUUGUCCAGUACAAAUAAGAACUUCAAAUUCAGCAAACAGCUGUAUUUCAUUAAAAGGCUAAUAUAUCUUUUGUUAAUUCUUAAAGGAUUCAGCAACAUGUUUGUAAUCUUAUUUGCAUCCACUGUACAAUGCAUUGAGCAGAGGCAAACUUUGCAAAAUAACUGUCAAAUACUCCACAAAAUGAACAAACUUGUAAUUAUAAAUGAAUAUCAAAUAAACACAUUUAUGUUAACG
Messenger RNA from Triplophysa rosa, 2227 nucleotides. It is a transcript of the gene pkmyt1, whose product is annotated as protein kinase, membrane associated tyrosine/threonine 1. Gene Ontology annotation, biological process: protein phosphorylation. Lineage: Eukaryota; Metazoa; Chordata; Actinopteri; Cypriniformes; Nemacheilidae. Gene Ontology annotation, molecular function: protein kinase activity; ATP binding. The record is from RefSeq and is a predicted model, not a curated record. The transcript is spliced from 8 exons. Bases 167 to 1831 code for a protein of 554 amino acids.